Lycium barbarum (goji berry) is the source of this 666-nucleotide messenger RNA. RefSeq lists its product as uncharacterized. The record is from RefSeq and is a predicted model, not a curated record. NCBI's taxonomy places the organism in Eukaryota, Viridiplantae, Streptophyta, Magnoliopsida, Solanales, Solanaceae. Gene Ontology annotation, molecular function: metal ion binding. The transcript has 3 exons. The coding region runs from base 140 to 445 and encodes 101 amino acids.
UCCUCUUCGGUAGUGUACACAGAGCCUUUGCUUGCCCCCUUUAUUGUUGCAAAAAGUUUCAUCAUCCACUUUUUCUAUUCACUUUUCAUCACAAAAAGUUAAUUUUGUCCCAACAUUUUGCCAAAUACUACCUUGUUUCAUGUCAGGACAGGUAUGCAUGGUGAUGCGGGUUAAUGUGGAUUGCCCUUCUUGUUGCAGAAAAAUGAGAAGAAUCAUUCUCCGAAUGAAAGAAAUAGAGAUGCACCUAAUAGAGAAGCAACAGAACAGAGUAAGCGUAUUUGGGCGGUUUGAUCCAGCAGAUACAGCCAUAAGAAUCAGGAAAAAAAUGAACCGGAGAGUUGAGAUUUUGGACAUUCAAUUACAAGGCAAUGGUGAUGGACAGGCAGAGGAGAUGCAUCAUGCAGCCCCAGGUGGCCCUGAUCAGUCCAUUAUGAAACAAGCCUGAUGGGCAGGUGAAAUCUGCAGCUUGUACAGGGGAUGUUCUUAUAUUGAAGUAUUCAUAAGUUUAGUUACAUGUUUUAGUAAAAUGAGUUUGUUGGUUUAUGCUUGUGUGGAAGAACUAAGGCCCUCUUUGUAUACAAUACCAAAUUAAUGUAUGCUGAUGUAAAUAAUUUAGUUGUCUUUAAAAGAACUUUAAUUUAGUCCAAUUACAAGGAGCAGAAAGUU